CGUCCCCGCCGUUUCAACAUCCUACCCACUAUUCCCCCUCCUCCUCCUCCCCCAGAUCCCAAAUCACCAUCGCCACUCCUGCCUGCCUGCAACCAAACAAAAAACCCCCGCUGAAUCCACUCCUGCCACUGCCACCGCCGCCGCCGUCACCAUGCACCCCUCCUCCUCCUCGUCGGCGGCCCACCCGCCGGACGGCUCCAAGCCCCCGCAGCCGGCCGCCCCGGCCAUGGGCUACCCGGCCAACGCCGCGCCCAACCCCAACUCCAACACCGCCUACUACGCCGCCGCGCCGCCCCCCGCCGCCAACGCCAACGCCAACGGCACGUCCGCCUUCGGCGUCGCCUACCCGUACCCAGCCCCCCCUCCCCAACACCACCACCACCACCCGCCCCCUCCCCCGCAGCACCCCUACCACCACCACCAGUACCACAACCCCUACCACGCGCCCCCACCCCCACCGCCGACCUGCCUGCGCCGCCUCCUCGCGCUCGUCGUCGCCGCCUUCCUCCUCCUCGGCGCCGCCACCUUCAUCGUCUGGCUGCUCCUCCGCCCGCGCGCGCCCGCCUUCUCCCUCGCCACGCUCGCGCUCUCCCGCGUCGCCUACUCCCCCGCCAACUCCAACCUCUCCGCCGCCUUCGACGCCUCCUUCCUCGCCGACAACCCCAACGCCAAGCUCACCGUCUCCUACUCCUCCCUGCUCGCCUCCGUCGCGCUCGCCCCCUCGUCCCCGAUCGCCGUCACCUCCCUCCCGCCCUUCGUGCAGGCGCCCCGCAGCAGCACCGCGCUCCCCUUCCGCCUCCAGGUCGACGGGGCCUAUGUGGGCCCCGACGAGGCCGCGCCGCUCAAGAGCGGGGCCAACGGGGGCGCCAUGGAGGUCCAGGUCAGGCUCACGGCCGUCGCCGUCUUCGAUCGAGGGGGCUGGCGCACGCGACGGAGGGUCAUGAGGGUCAUCUGCGAAGACGUGCCCGUCACUUUCCGUGGGAGGAACGCCACCGACGCCAAAUUUGAGGGACCACCGCGCCGAUGCGAAGUUUACUUGUGAAGGAUCAUCCAUGGCUGUUGACUACUCAAGAUGUUAAUCUAAGGGACUAUCUUCAAUAUGCACAAGAAGUUAACUGGCUCUAUGAGAAGUUGGCCAGCAACUGAUUCAUGAGUAAUGAGUGGGUAACUUACCUGCCUGUCAAUAGAAUUCGCGACAAGGAAGAUUCUGGAAUGAUUAUAAUGCUUAAUGGUAGUAUUUGAGUUUUUCACCUAUUGCGUGAACGGAUGUCGAAUAUAGCGACCGAGUGCUAAUGUUGGAAAUACUUAGCAAGAAAGAUAAUCAAUGGUUGCUAAUUUGCUUGAUGAGAGAACUUCAGACAUGUUUGGCCUCAGGGGGCCUUCGUACUUUAAUUUACUACAGCUUAAGAAAUGCUCUAA
Messenger RNA from Lolium perenne, 1419 nucleotides. RefSeq lists its product as uncharacterized. Gene Ontology annotation, cellular component: plasma membrane. The record is from RefSeq and is a predicted model, not a curated record. Lineage: Eukaryota; Viridiplantae; Streptophyta; Magnoliopsida; Poales; Poaceae. Gene Ontology annotation, biological process: defense response to other organism.